AUGUACACACCCAUCACUCUUCUCGCUGCCUCCGCCGGCCUCGCCACAGCAGCAACAUCCUACAAGGCUUCCUUCACCCAAUACGGGUCCACAGACACAUGGGGCUCCGGAAACUGUAAUUUUGCAACCACUGCCUGUGGUUUCUACACCUCUCCCGGCUACUCAGCCGCAGUAUCCCAAAACGAGUUCGGUGUUGGCACAGGUGCUGGCGCCGGCCCAGCCUGCGGAACCUGCUGGAAACUGACCGCCUCUACCGACUCCUCUGGCAACAAAAAGACCUUUGGCGGUCCCAUCGUGGUUCAAGUCACAAACCUGUGUCCUGCAGAGAGUAACCCUCUGUGUGCUCAGAACGGUCUGAGUGACACAAACCAAUACGGCGCCAACCUCAACUUUGAUCUGUGCAUUGAUUCGGGGGCUAGUGCUGCGUUGUUUGGCAGCAGUGGUGUUGGGUUGGCCGUGGGUAAUGCAGAGCAGGUUGAUUGUGGACAGUGGAGUGGCAAGGUUGUUCACUAA
Messenger RNA from Aureobasidium uvarum, 513 nucleotides. Lineage: Eukaryota; Fungi; Ascomycota; Dothideomycetes; Dothideales; Saccotheciaceae. The record is from the annotation of a GenBank genome assembly.